AUGAAUGUAAGACCACCGAACAAUGUGACGAAGAUCGAAGCGAAGACAGGCGUCCAAUGCUAUGUAUACUAUGUUUUUGAUCUCGACGGGCUCAGCUUCAACCCGUCUCUUCUAGGAACUGUCAGCGGUCCAUUUCGGGUCCAGUGGCAAUUGAUCUUUAAGGACUAUCCAGAGUUUAUUGAUCGAUUCAUCUUCGUUAAUACUCCUAGCUAUAUUAGUGUGCUUGGGCGGGCUCUGGCGGCUUUCGUACCGGACAGCACUCAGAAUCGAGUCGUUGUCGCAAGUAGAAACUGCUCACAAGAAAUUUUGGAGCUUGCCGAUCGCGAUUGCCUUCCCGAACGAUAUGGUGGAGAGAUUCCAGAUGAGAAAGUACUGAGGUACGUCGCAGUCGUCUAA
Molecule: messenger RNA, 396 nt
Organism: Ostertagia ostertagi
Lineage: Eukaryota; Metazoa; Nematoda; Chromadorea; Rhabditida; Trichostrongylidae
Source: the annotation of a GenBank genome assembly